Molecule: messenger RNA, 255 nt
Organism: Dibothriocephalus latus
Lineage: Eukaryota; Metazoa; Platyhelminthes; Cestoda; Diphyllobothriidea; Diphyllobothriidae
Source: the annotation of a GenBank genome assembly
AUGCGUCUACACGGUCGUGUCGAAGAACCAGAAUUCGUCCUUGUCGAGGACAUGUCUGAUCCCAAUUGCGACGCGGUUGUUCUUUCGACCAGUCUUGUUCUGGACUUCUCAAUGAUGGAGGAGGAGGACGUGAUAAACGCCAGCAUCAAAGACUUGAAGGUCGUCGCCUGCCCCUUCAAUCGUGCGUAUCGAGCUGAAAACACGAUGAAUGUGAGUCUUUUUCCGUCUCCUCCUUCACUUUCUUCCCUCCGUUAA